CUAAUAUCAACCUCCAAGCACCCUACCGCAUAGCACCGGCCAUAUCUGCCUACAGACUAGCGGACCUCAACCUGCCUAGAUAAUCCAUCCAAACCACCACCUCCACCGGCUGACAAAUAAACAAUCCUCCCCAUCUACCUAACCAACUAGCUAACUCCCACAACAAUCACUCCAACCAUCUAUCGCACCCCCAAACUCAUCCCCCCCUUUGCCCCCAAGCCACCAUCAACGAUGACCCCCCAAUUCAAACCCAAAGCCCUAAUCUUCGACCUAAUGGGCACCUGCACAAACUGGCACCCAACCAUCCAAACCGCCCUCUCGACCACCCCGUCCCUAACACAUCUCGCACCGGAAGUCCACGCCCAGAUCGCAUCAUCCUGGCGAGAGGGCUUCUUUCAGGAGAUUCAUCGUCGGUUUCGUGCGGGUCUGGGGACGGAGAGUAUUGAUGUGACGCAUCGGAGGGUGUUGGAUGGGGUGUUGGAUGGGGUGGAUAGUGUUGCUGGUGGUGGUGAGGGUAUUGUGGGGGAGGAGGAGAGGGAGAGGUUGGUUCACGCGUGGCAUUUUCAGGAUGCAUGGCCGGAUUCUAUUGAUGCGAUAAUGCGGUUGAAGGAGGAGUAUAUGGUAGUCGUCCUCGCCAACGGGACCACACGACUUCAACUCGACUUGAUCCAAUCAUCUAGAAUACCCUUCCACACGCUAUUCUCUUCCCAAUUGCUGGGAUUGACCAAGCCCGAUCCCGCUAUAUACCGCAAAGCAUUGGACUUGAUGCAGGUUGAGCCCGAGGAGGCGGUGAUGGUUGCGGCUCAUGCGUAUGAUCUUAGGGCUGCGAAGGGGGUGGGCAUGAGGACGGUGUAUAUUUAUCGGCGUACGGAGGAUUUGGAUGAGGAUAUGGAGGCUGUUCGGCGGGAUGUGGAUGUUUUUCUGGAUGGGGAGGGGCCGUUGGGGCAGCUUGCGGAGAUGCUUUGUGGGGAGUGAAUGAUGUGUGGUGUAGAAGUUACAUGUUAG
Messenger RNA from Aspergillus ibericus CBS 121593, 1005 nucleotides. RefSeq names its product HAD-like protein. Lineage: Eukaryota; Fungi; Ascomycota; Eurotiomycetes; Eurotiales; Aspergillaceae. Bases 232 to 975 code for a protein of 247 amino acids. The transcript has 5 exons. The record is from RefSeq and is a predicted model, not a curated record.